Molecule: messenger RNA, 992 nt
Organism: Amorphotheca resinae ATCC 22711
Lineage: Eukaryota; Fungi; Ascomycota; Leotiomycetes; Helotiales; Amorphothecaceae
Exons: 3
Coding region: 183-962 (259 amino acids)
Source: RefSeq, a predicted model, not a curated record
GUAUAUGCCGACAUUAGUCGCAGGCCAUAACAUUUUGGAGACGAAAAGCUCACCUCCUUGUCAUUACUUCUCUAUAUUAUCAUGCGCUGUUGAACAUCCCCUCAUUCAUCUGUCUGUCUGCCUUUCUCACUUUGACUUUAUGCUGUUCCGUCUGUUUCCGUUGAAUUUCUUUCCAGCUUCCUAUGAUGAAGUUGCUUCGAUUCAGCAUACAUCUAUUUUCCUUAUUUACCAAAGGAUUGAGUGCGCAGCAAAUUAUCGAUGGGCAGAUAUUCACACCAGGAAUCGCUAUAAUUGAUGCCCCACAGCCUAAUACGCCAUUAGGUGGAGACUUCUUGCAAAUCGCUCUAGACGUUUCCUCAGAUGGAAAACUCCAGCUUCCGCCGUACCCAAAGGAUCCUAGAUCUGCAAUAUGGAACAUUACGAUCUUCCUCUCUAGUUAUACAACGGGGAAGAAUCUGACAAUAUCGAAUGGUACUGCUUCUGCAGGAAAUGCGAGCUUGGGCGAGAUCAUGCUGCAGGAGCCUGCGAGCACUGUGAAACAUGUUAAUUGGGUGUGGCCUGAUUGUCUGGUUGGCAAUGGAGCCCCUACAGAUGGCAGCAGCUCUCGUGGCCUCUAUAACAUUUCAAUCAGACAAAACUUCCGUCUGAAUGGUUCAGACGAAUACACAAUUUUCGAUCUCCCAAUACAGGUCACGAAUUAUAUACCUCAAGAGAGCAAUCGUCCAUCAUGCGAUUCCUUGAACAAUGCCUUGUUAUCCCCAGAAGCCUUGAAUGCUUCGGCAAACUCUUUUACGAGGAUUCCGGGCACUUCCAUACAGACCACCAGUACAGAAACUGGCAUUGGUGGAACUAAACCGGAUGCUUCUCCAGAGGAUGGAUUGGGAGCUGGAGCCAGAGUUGAAUGUAGAAACAUUGUCUGUUUUAUCUGGAUUGCAACCGUGGCUUUAAUGUUAACUUUGUAGGUACCGCGUUCUCGAGUAGUUAGAGGGAAG